CUUUCGGCUCCACGUUUGCAGCUCUAACUCCACGCUCGGACACGAUGUGGCUAAUGAGCUAGGCUUCAUUACACAGACAAGUUCUACCCCACGGGGUACUAGGAACCAUCAGGAUGGAAGGCAUAUGAAGGCCGGGAGGGAGCACUGCUUAGUCCAUUCCCCCGUCCUUUAUUGAUUAAGGGUAGGACACAGCUCCUGCAAAGACAAGCCAGAUGUCUGCACAUAGCAAUAUGGAUGACAAGGACAUCGACGCAACGCACCAUGAACUCGCUAUGGAGAAAUCCUUAAAGCAUCAUGGAAAAGGCAGUAACCCAACCGGCACAGUGAAAUUAGUCGAGGAUGGAGAAAUAGUGUUGAUUCCGACGCCGUCUCCGGACCCAAGAGAUCCCUUGAACUACCCUCAAUGGCAAAAAUGGAUAAUCACGUUCGUGCUGGGAUUGUUCUCCGUCCUCGGCGUUCUAAUGACCUCCGGAAUGGGCCCCUUCGUCACUUUAAUGGAAGCCUACUACGACUACAGCCCCCGAACCGACGAUCUAAUGACCUACCCAACCCUCUUUAUGGGAAUAGGGAACAUCAUCGCUAUGCCACUCGCCAUGGCAAUCGGCAGACGCCCAGUAUUCCUAGGCUCUGCAUUGAUCCUGACCGUGGGAUCAAUAUGGUGCGCUGCAAGCACAAGUCUUUCGUCGCAUAUAGCAGGAAGAGAUGUGUUGUCGUUGGCAGCAGGGCAAUCAGAGGCCUUAUGUCCUCUUAUCAUACAGGAGAUCCACUUCGUCCACGAACGCAGCAGCCGACUCGCCUGGUUCAGCGCCAUCCAAUCCAUCGGCACCGCCGCCUUAACCAUCGCCACAUCCUACCUAGUAAGUAGCCUGGGCUGGAGAUGGUGGUACGGGGUAUUCUCCAUCGCCAGCGGACUAGUCUUUAUCGGCGCAUUUACCCUAGUCCCCGAAUCCCGCUACGACCGACCAACCGACGCCUUCGAAGGCGAAGUGCACAUCCAUCACGACGGCGAAGAGCAAGCCGUCAUCCACGCAACCACCAAGAACCGCGUACCCCUAGACUUCACCAACUACCAAGCCCGCACCUGGAAACACACCCUCAAAAUCAUGCACCCACCAGCGAACUGGGAAGAAGCCCUAACAUGCUACAAGCAAAUGGGACAAUGCAUCCUGUUCCCUAACAUCCUCUGGGUGGUCCUAAUGAACAGCGUCUCCCUCGGCAUCUACGUUAUCGGAGUGACAGAAUACUCCUCCAUCCUAGGCGCCCCUCCAUACAAUUACCCAACAACAAGCCUAGGUCUAGUCCAGGGCGGGCAGAUCGUGGUAGCGAUGAUAAUGGUGCCCGUACUCGGCUACGGCGGCGACCAGCUAUACAAAUGGGUCGCGAGCCGUCGAGGGAACGGCACUGUUGAGUCCGAAGUUCGGCUCAUCCCGAUGCUAUUGCCGAUUGUCGUACUGCUUAUUUCAUGCGUUAUCUUUGGCCGUGCUGGAUCUCAUCCUACGGAGUGGUCGCCGUGGGCGAUUACCACUACCUUUAGCGGGAUGUAUUUCGCUUAUAUUGGAAUUAUUCUCAACGGGUACACGUAUUCGUUGGAUAGUUAUGGAGAGCGAGCGGCGCCAAUUCUGGUUCUGAUUUGUGCCAUUCGCGGGUUUAUUUCUUUUGGGAUCUCGUUUGGGAUUACGAAGUUCGUGACUGAGAAGGGGUUCCAGGGUGCUUUGGAUAUUUGUGCGAUCAUUGCGGGUGUUGUGGCGGCGCUUGGAAUUCCGGUUUUUGUCUUUGGGGCUUGGAUUAGAAGGGUUACGAUGAAAUAUGCGGUGGAUGGGAGGAGUGCGGAGUUUUGAUUGAGAUGCUAUGGGUUGUUUUGUUGAGUUUGUUGAUACGACGUAGCUAUUUGAUGUGACGUUUGAAGCUGGA
Aspergillus welwitschiae is the source of this 1911-nucleotide messenger RNA. RefSeq names its product MFS transporter. Bases 213 to 1838 code for a protein of 541 amino acids. Gene Ontology annotation, biological process: transmembrane transport. The record is from RefSeq and is a predicted model, not a curated record. Gene Ontology annotation, molecular function: transmembrane transporter activity. Lineage: Eukaryota; Fungi; Ascomycota; Eurotiomycetes; Eurotiales; Aspergillaceae. The transcript is spliced from 4 exons.